ACAGAAAGACAGUACAUAUUGGUGUGUGUGGUGGCCUCUCUCUUCCUUCCCGCCAUUAAAACUCAUCUCUCUCUCUCUCUCUCUACCACAUCAUCACCAUCACCAUUAUUAUUAUUAUUAUUAUUUCUUCAACUUUCUUUCUUUUUUACCUUUCUCUUCUAUAAAUAGCCAGAAUAAUAGAGAGGUCCUGCGUUUUACUAUAUUUUUACUAGGGUUUUCUUCAUCAUAUAUACUUAACUUUCUUUCACUCUCAUCACUCAUCAUCAUCAUCAUCAUCAUCAUCACCCCCAAAAAAUAUAUUAAAAAACCAUUUCCCAAAACCAAAUUCAUCUCAUCUCAUUUCAUACCAUCUCAUAAUAAUAAAUAUAUUUGAACUAGCUAGUAGCUAGGGUUUCAAGAAGAUAUAUAGAUAUAUAGUUAUAUAUAUAUAUAUGAUGAUGGGUAGUAGUAGUAUAUAUUCAUCAUCAUCAUCAAGAGGUGGUGGAGAGAUGGACAUAGACAUGAACAUGAACAUGAUGAAUAUGAAACCUGCAUGGCUAGAGAGGUUGAUGGAUGAAACAUUCUUUGGAGAUUGUGGGGUCCACAAAAAUCGAAGGAAGAACGAGAAGAACAUUUUUUGCUUACACUGUUGUCUUAGCAUCUGCCCCCACUGCUUAUCUUCUCAUACCUCUCAUCCUCUUCUCCAGGUGAGAAGGUAUGUUUACCACAAUGUAAUUCGAUUGGAUGAUCUGGAAAAGCUCAUAGAUUGUUCCAAUAUUCAGCCCUAUACUAUUAACAGUGCGAAAGUGAUAUUUUUAAACCAGAGGCCACAAUCAAGGUCAUGCAAAGUUACAGCCAAUGUUUGCUUCACUUGUGACAGAAUUCUUCAGGAUCCAUUCCAUUUCUGUUCUCUCUCAUGCAAGGUAGAAUACAUGGUGUAUGAGGGUGAAAAUUUGUCGAACAUUUUACAUCGAUUUGAUGAAUCUGACUUUGCAAUAUCGCAAUUCGAGGGACUAAGAGUGGAUGGAUCUGAGGUAAUUGAUGAAGAUAACAAUCAGAUUGGGCCAAGUUCUUCAAAUUACUCCAUCAUCAAUGAAGAUCAGGCCACCAGCAACAAUAGAUUCCUCCCUCUCCCUCUCCCUGCCAUUGUCCUCUCUCUUGGUAGCAGAAGAAAAGGUGCUCCUCAAAGGGCCCCACUCUCCUAAUUAUCCUUUUUCAUUCAAUUUUUAUAUAUAUUAAUAAUUAUUCUCUUUCAUCUUUUCAUCGCUAAAUAAGAAUUUCUUCAUCACUUUUUAUUAGUAUAUUGUAUCUUCUAAAGUUAUGCUAUGUGCAUUGUGGGAUGGUUUUUCAAACCACCAAUUUUGUUGGAAA
Messenger RNA from Lathyrus oleraceus (garden pea), 1350 nucleotides. Its product is annotated as protein RGF1 INDUCIBLE TRANSCRIPTION FACTOR 1. The record is from RefSeq and is a predicted model, not a curated record. The transcript has 4 exons. The coding region runs from base 432 to 1184 and encodes 250 amino acids. NCBI's taxonomy places the organism in Eukaryota, Viridiplantae, Streptophyta, Magnoliopsida, Fabales, Fabaceae.